This is a messenger RNA of Topomyia yanbarensis, 1262 nucleotides long. RefSeq lists its product as uncharacterized. The transcript is spliced from 3 exons. The record is from RefSeq and is a predicted model, not a curated record. Gene Ontology annotation, molecular function: transcription coactivator activity; protein heterodimerization activity. Gene Ontology annotation, biological process: transcription by RNA polymerase II. Bases 231 to 1262 code for a protein of 343 amino acids. NCBI's taxonomy places the organism in Eukaryota, Metazoa, Arthropoda, Insecta, Diptera, Culicidae.
ACAUCACUGAACAGUAAACACACACUUCGUUCACUCACCUUGUUUUUUAGAAAAGAUUAAUAAUACCUGAAUCCUGAUCGAACGGAACCUAAAAGUUCUACAUAGCAGCGGUUCAAAUAAGCCCUAAUUGUAAUUAAAUUGCGUACGAAAAUCUUUUACACUGUAUUUCAGGUCAAGGAAAUAGUUUAGAUGGUUUGACAAUUGGAUAGAGUUGUAAUAACAGCGAAGUAAUGAGCUCACGCGACGGAACAUCGAAAAAACUCGGUCGUCCGUCGAUCAACAUCGCUAUCAACCCGGGCAGCGCCAACUUACCUGCUGGUUCGGCUGCCAGUGGUAUUGGUAGCACUACCGGUAGCAGCAGUAUUCUAAACGGGCUGGAAGGCACCGCUGGUGAUUAUGUUCCGAUAUUUUUCGAAGAGAUCUCUCAAAUCAUGCGUGGCUAUGGGGACUGCGAGAAGCCUUUGCGAGAGUCGGUAAUACUGGUGGAGAAAAUAGUGCUGCAUCAGUUGAGAGGCAUAAUGCAGGAUGCAAUCGAUCACGCGAUGUCUCGACAGAAUUCCCCGGUGUUAUCCAGAAGGGACUUCGAGUAUAUUAUGCGGAAGAAUCCAGUUCGGGUGGCUCGGUUGCAGAAAUACUUCCGGGAUAUGGCUUUCGUGAAGAAAAAGAUGAAAGAUUUGUACGGAGAUCGGUUCUCGCAGUUCGGCGAUUUAGGAUCGAAUUUGGACGAAUCGGAUGAGGACUCUGACCGAGAUGUGUCGGAGAAGUUUGACGAGGAGAAAGUAAGGCGAUUGUUCCGUGCGGAUCGGAUUUCUCAGAUACUGGCCGGAAAACAAUAUGAGGAGUUUAAUUUGGCAAGAAGAACGUCGUUCAUGCAUAGGAAUACAAACACCAUGAAAAAUCGAAUGCGAGCUUGGUUGAACUUUCCGGAGGAUGUGAUCAUUUCUCAAAGUUGUUUGCUUACUCUGUCGUAUCUGGCUCAUGAGACUAUUGCAGUGUUAGUGGAUUUUUGUAUCUUGACAAGACUGAAUUCGUCAAAUAGAACGGUGGAACCGUAUAGUCGGGUGACAUCAUCAGGAACGUCUCAUUCUAUGCUUCAUUUGUGUCCUGAAGUGACACACGGACGUGGUGUAGAUGGAGUGAAAGCAAUUACUCCGCAGGAGAUUCACGAGGCAAUGCGCCGCCAUCGUCAAAUGGCUACACAAAGCAUGGGACACUUUCGAAAUAAUGCUCUCAACUGCAAAAUUCCGUAUCUUGCAAUGUAG